AUGGGGAUUCAAUGCGUAAAGAGUCGCGAAAUGGGUAGGUCAAAGCUGAAAGAUGUUCAACACUUUUGCAGAGGUACUGCCCUAAAAUUUAUGCUAGUCGAAGCUGACGAUAGUUUUAAGGGC
Molecule: messenger RNA, 123 nt
Organism: Haemonchus placei
Lineage: Eukaryota; Metazoa; Nematoda; Chromadorea; Rhabditida; Trichostrongylidae
Source: the annotation of a GenBank genome assembly